GAUGGAGAUAAUUAGGAGGGCAUCUCACGCUGGUUCUUGGUACACUGAUGAUCUUGGAUGAUGAGUGAUGACGAAGUUCCAGGCUCGGGGAAAAGUAGAAGUCCCCAAAAAAUCCUUCUUGAAUCCUCAUCCUUUUAAUGUCCAUGAUUGCUUAUCCUUCUUGUGUAUUUAUAUGCAUCGAUCAGUAAACCAGGGGUUGCACUUUGGUUUUCUCCGUAACUCGGGGCAACUUGUUUGUGAUUUCUUUAUAAGAUGGGGCUUUCCUUUUUUGGUUUACCUGCUAGUUGUUAACAAUCUGUUAUGCUUUUUUGCCAGCUGCAAAGUUAGCUCAGGAUCUUGACAAAUGGCUCAAAGAGUCUGGAUUGACCAAUUCGUCCGAUGUAAGAGCUGUAAUUGCUCCGUAAGUGACUUCCGUAGCUGAACUUACUUUAAUGUUUCCUCGUUCUUUUUAUGAAUUCCUCACUUUAUGACAUUGUUGAUGUGAAAUUCACCAGUCACGCGGGUUAUUCAUAUUCUGGCCGUGCAGCAGCCUUUGCAUUCGGUAAUAUUGACCCCGAAAAAUUUUCUCGGGUUUUUCUUCUUGGUCCAUCUCACCACUAUUAUACUCCAAAAUGUGCUCUUUCAAGAGCCACCAUAUACAAGACCCCAGUUGGCGACUUACCUAUUGACCUUGAAGUCAUUGAAGAGCUCAAAGCAACUGGAAAAUUUGAAAUGAUGGAUCUCCGGGUUGAUGAGGCUGAACAUAGCAUGGAAAUGCACCUCCCGUAUCUUGCUAAAGUAUUUGAAGGGUAUCCUGUGAAAAUCGUACCCAUCCUGGUUGGUGCUCUUAAUGCUGAAAACGAAGCGGCAUACGGACAGUUGCUUGGGAAGUAUUUGGAUGAUCCCAGUAAUUUCUUUUCCGUAUCCUCAGAUUUUUGCCAUUGGGGUUCACGUUUCAACUAUACUCGUUAUGACAAGAAACAUGGUGCCAUCUACAAAUCCAUUGAAGCAUUGGAUAAAAUGGGCAUGGAUAUCAUUGAAACAGGGGAUCCAGAUGCAUUUAAAAAUUAUCUUUUGGAGACUGACAAUACAAUAUGUGGGCGACAUCCAAUUAGUGUCUUCCUUCAUAUGACGAAAAACUGUUCAACAAAAAUCAGGAUCAAAUUCCUCCGAUAUGAGCAAUCGAGCCAGUGCAAAUCGAUGAGGGAGAGCAGUGUAAGUUAUGCAUCUGCAGCCGCAAGGGUGGAUGCUUGA
Messenger RNA from Oldenlandia corymbosa var. corymbosa, 1233 nucleotides. Lineage: Eukaryota; Viridiplantae; Streptophyta; Magnoliopsida; Gentianales; Rubiaceae. The record is from the annotation of a GenBank genome assembly.